AUGGACAAAGCAACCUUGGAAGCUAUUUUAAAAGCACAAAAUGAUUGGAUGGCACAGAUUUUGGAGGCUCAGAAAUCAUGGAUGGAGACAAACACGCGGGGCACAAUUGUGGGCAGUUCAGGUAUGUCAGUUGUUCAGCCUUUUCCGGCUUACAAAAAAGAUGAAAACUGGAAAACCUACUUGAAGCAGUUGGAGCAACAUUUCGAGGCGUGUGGAGUUUCAGAGGAUAAACAAAAGCGCGCAUUUUUCCUUUCUUGGAUUGGAAGUGAUAACUUUGAAACUCUUCAGAAGCUCUAUGGGGGAGAAGACUUAUCUACAAAGUCGUUCAAAGAGCUAACGGAGAAGCUUAGUGAGCAUCUCGUGUCCAAAAUUCAUGUUCUAGCUGCCAGAUAUCAAUUUCACAAAACUUCGAUGAAGCCAGGGCAAACGUAUGCCGAUUGGGUUGCUGAUCUUCGAGGUGUGGCACGCAACUGUAAGUUUUCUUGUCCAAAAGAAACGUGUUCAGAAUCGUACGUAGAUAACAUGAUUCGUGACAUCAUUGUUCUCUAUACUCCGCAUGACACUGUUCGAACGCAAGCUUUACAAAAGAUUGACCCAGAGUUAAAAGAUGUGUUGGAUAUAGCCACUGCAUACGAGACAACACAAAAAACAUUUUCGGCGAUCAAAGAGAACAAUAAUGAGAUGGAGGUAAAUGCAUUAUCGACCUCAAAGGGAUGUUCUCAGUCGCGCACACAAUCCGAUUCAGCGAGAAAAUCUUGUCCCAGCUGUUUUGUGAAUCAUCAGAGAAGCGAUUGUCGUCACAAUAAAACUGUUUGCCAUAAAUGCAAAAAAAUUGGGCAUAUAGCAGCUGUUUGUUUGAUGAGUGUGAACGAUGGGAAUGCUAGUACGGUAAAUUCAAAACGAAACAAAAAGCACAAGUCAAACAGAAGAGACAAAAUAAAAUCAAGCGGUAAAUAUACAGCUAAUUCAAUUGAACAAAUUCAUUUUAGUGAAGUCGUUGCGUCACAUGAAUGUGCGAUGGUGAAAGCUGAAUCAAGGCCGUGGAUUAUGGUGGAUGUCGUUGUCAAUGGGUGCCCGAUGAGAUUCCAGGUUGACACGGGGGCAUCUUGUUCGCUAGUUGGAUUAGAAGGAUUCCAGAAAUUGGGGCAACCAAAGUGCUGUGCUACAACCAAGUCUCUCCAAGCAUAUGGUGGAACACCACUAAGGUUAAAAGGAGAACUGGCUGUGCAGGUGACAUACGAAAAUUCCACACAUAAUAUGAAUUUGCUCGUAGUUGAUGGCUCUGGUGCGAACAUAUUGGGACUAGAUUGGUUUAAAGCUUUCAGCUUAAAGGUUCAACACUCUAUUUUACAAAUUAAAUCUAAUGAUUUUCUUCUCAACAGCAUUGAGACGUUAUGCAAGAAGUACGGCAGACUUUUUUCAUCGGGGCUAGGCAAGUGCACAUCCUUUCAAGCUCACUUGGAAUUGAAGGAGGGUGCAGUGCCAAAGUUUGUACGUCAUCGUCAAAUUCCCUAUGCUCUCUUAGAUGGAACGAAAAAAGAACUAGAUCGCUUGGUGGCCGAGGGAAUUUUGUCCUGGGUUCAGCGCACUCAAUGGGCCGCACCGGUGGUGAUCGUCGAAAAGGCUAAUGGUGGGAUACGGAUUUGUGGCGAUUUUAAAACAACGGUGAAUCCACAAAUCGUAUGCAAUCGUCAUCCACUUCCUCGACCACGAGAUUUAUUUCACAAGCUUCGUGGAGGAAAAGUAUUCAGUAAAAUCGAUCUAUCGGAAGCUUAUCUUCAGAUUGAACUGGACGAAUCUUCGAGAGAUUAUGUGGUGAUCAACACACCUUUUGGUCUCUUACGGUUCAAUCGGUUGCCGUACGGGAUAAGCAGCGCACCAGGCGAGUUCCAAGGUGUAAUGGAACAAAUCUUUGCGGACCUGCCUGUGGGUAUUUAUAUUGAUGAUAUAGUCAUCGCUGGCACAUCGGAAGAGGAGCAUCUGCAAAUUUUGGAAGAAGUUCUAAAGAGAUUGGAAGCAAAUGGAUUUCGAUGCAACAAGCGUAAGUGUACGUUCGCAGCAGCAGAACUUGAAUACCUGGGACACACGCUCAAUUCGAAUGGCAUACGUCCCUCCGAAAAACACUUGGACGCUCUUCGUUACCUACCUCGACCAACGAAUGUGAAAGAAUUGGAAGCAGUUAUUGGUAAAUUGAAUUACUAUAACCAAUUUAUUUCGAACUUUUCGCAGGUGGCAGGUCCAUUAAAUUCACUUCGUGCCAAAGGAGUUAAAUUUGUGUGGUCUGAGCAACAACAAAUAGCGUUUGAGAGUUUGAAGGACAGCAUCCUAAAAGCAACUCGGCUGGCGCAUUUUGAUGUGUCUCUCCCCAUUAUUUUGGCAACAGAUGCCUCAAGUUAUGGCAUUGGCGCAGUCAUUUCCCAUCGGUUUCCAGAUGGUUCGGAGCGGCCAAUUGCAUUUGCCUCCAAGACUUUGGACUGCCAUCAGAAACUCUAUAGUCAAAUAGAGAAGGAGGCGUUGUCGAUUAUUUUCGGUGUCAAAAAAUUUCAUUGUUACCUGUAUGGCCGUAUUUUCGAGCUCCAGACGGAUCACAAGCCUCUAACGGCGAUAUUCAACCCGAGUAAGCAGAUUCCCGAAAUGACUAUGCGACGUCUUCGGAACUGGGCUUAUAUUUUGAUGGCUUACAGAUACCAAAUAAAGUAUCGACCUACAGCGAAACAUGCCAACGCAGACGCUUUGUCACGACUUCCAAUUGGGCCAGAUGUGUCUUUCGACGAACAAGAUAAUAAUUUGCAUAAAGUAAACACUUUAAUUCUGGAAGAUUUAGACACAACUUCAAUAAAUGCAACAGUCAUUGGAAAUCUUACUAAGAAUGAUAAAUUGUUAAAUAAAGUUUCUUCGUACAUCAAGAAAGGGUGGCCGGUUAAACUGGCGAGCAACGAAAAGGAGCUGAAACCAUUUUUCGAACGUAAGUUAGCUCUUUCUUUAUUUAAUAACGUGAUUCUCUUGACUUCAGAUUAUGAUCGUGUCAUUAUUCCGGAAGCUCUGCAGUCCAGAGCAUUGAAAUAUAUUCAUGAAGGUCAUUGGGGCUGUUCACGUAUGAAGCAGUUAGCAAGGCGGUAUAUCUGGUUUCCAGAUAUGGACAAGCAGAUCGAGAAAUUGGUAGCUAACUGCGUCAUAUGCCAAACAUCAGCAUCUAAUCCGAAAAAAGAAUACGUGAAUUGGCAACCAGCAGAAAAUCCUUGGGAAAGGAUCCAUUUGGAUUUUGCGGGUCCAUUCUUCAAUAAAAUGUGGCUGAUUUGCGUGGAUUCUUUUUCCAAGUUUCCAUUCGUGGUAUCACUUUCGUCGGUGACUUCUGAGUCUACAAUAAGAGCUUUACAGAUGAUUUUCGCCAUUGAAGGACUUCCAAAGACGAUAGUGACGGACAAUGGUACGCAAUUCACCGCUCAGGUUUUUGAAGAAUUUUGCCACUACCAUUCCAUACAACAUUGGAGAACAGCACCAUUUCAUCCUGCUUCUAACGGUCAGGCCGAAAGGUUCGUGCGAACAUUUAAAGAAGCGUUUAAGAAGAUUUUCGAAGAGGAGAAGAAUACUGAUGUUGCAGUCAACGUGUUUCUCUCGACAUAUAGAGCAACACCGAAUCCUAUUUCACAAAAGUCUCCAGCGGAGCUGUUGCACGGACGACAACAUAGGAACCUGCUUUCGUGUUUUCUACCGAACCAACAUAAAAUGUCUUUUUCAAGACAAAAACCCAAAUUCCAACCAAAUCAAAAAGUUCUAGCCAGACAAUACAGGAAGUCUAAGAAGUGGUGCAAUGGAGUUAUUACUAGCGUGUUGGGUAGUAACAUGUAUGGUAUCCAAACUGAUCGAGGAUACAUAAGGCGUCAUCAAAACCAAUUACGGUUAUUGAAGCAUCAACCUGAAGCAGACUCGACUUUCAUUGGAAGUUCAGAAACUUCACCAAGUUCUAAACAAGAUUCAAUGGAAGGUAAUGUUAAUUUAAAUAACCAUGAAUUUUCUUCAUCUUUUAGACAAAACAAUGAUGAUAGUUCAUCUGAAAAUAUGGAAAUUGAACCGAAGCAGGAAUUAUUUGAACAAGUCACACAACCAACUUCAGAAGUGCACCAGCCCGCUUCCAAUCAUGCGGAUAUGGAUUCACCAGCUGGUCCACUCGAACUAAGAAGAUCCAAACGACCUAAAAAGGCUCCUGUACGGUUCCCUCAAGGAUGCUAA
This is a messenger RNA of Eupeodes corollae, 4230 nucleotides long. RefSeq lists its product as uncharacterized. NCBI's taxonomy places the organism in Eukaryota, Metazoa, Arthropoda, Insecta, Diptera, Syrphidae. Gene Ontology annotation, molecular function: nucleic acid binding. Gene Ontology annotation, biological process: DNA integration. The record is from RefSeq and is a predicted model, not a curated record. The coding region runs from base 1 to 4230 and encodes 1409 amino acids. The transcript has a single exon.